AUGAGGGCAUUCUUAAUUUCGUUACUGUUCGCCGCCGCCCUCGCCGGUGAUGCGUCAGAGAAGAAACAUGACAAACGUGGCCUUCUACACGGAGGAUCACCGAUAUAUGGACAUGGCGGUUACAACCCCCACGGUGAUGCUGUGUUGAAUGGAAACAGAUAUGGAAAUGGAAAUGGAUAUGGAUAUGGAUAUGGAAACGGAUAUGGAAACGGAUAUGGAAAUGGAUAUGGGAACGGACAUGGACACGGAUCCGGACACGGAUCCGGACACGGACCCAAUUACGGACUUAAUUACGGACCCAAUUAUGGACCCAAUUACGGACAUAGACCCGGUUACGGACACGGACCCGGUUACGGAUAUGGGCCCGGUUACGGAUAUAGACCCGGAGGAAUUGGUAAUGGAAUCGAAUUCAUAGGAGGAGUGCCGAACGGUCACGGAAUAUAUGCACCAAGUUUCGGCAUCGGUGCGGGACCCGGUUACGGACACGGACCAGGUUACGGGUACGGACCAGGUUACGGAUACGGACCAGGUUACGGACACGGACCCGUACACAUUCACAAAACGAUCGUGAAUCGCCUGGUUCCAGUUCCCGUUCCUGUACCUCAGGCCGUUCCCGUCACUCGCAAGGUCCCUGUGCCGGUCCCGCAUCCUGUACCCUUCGAAGUAAAGCGUCCCGUCCCCGUUCCAGUGCCCCAACCAGUUCCAGUUAUUGUCACCAAGGCCUAUCCCGUUAACGUACCUCGCCCGGUUCCAGUGCCAGUACCUCAUCCCGUGCACGUAGCGCACCCGGUCCCAGUUCCAAUCGGUCCGGUCCCAGUAGCAAUUCACGCACCAGGCUCAUUUUCAAUCUCUCAAUCCAUAUCUGAUCCAUAUCACAUUUCGGGGGUAUCCGCUCAACCAAUCGGUCCCAUCCAAUCAAUCGGUCCUCAACCCAUACAAUCGAUCGGUUCUCAACCCAUACAAUCAAUCGGUCCUCUCGGGAUUGAAGCAGCCAAUGGAGGAGCCGGCGCAUUAUUGGAAGGUGGACAGAGUACUGGAUUUAGCAUUUCCGGUGGCAUCGUAAACGGUGGUGAUGACUUGGGCUCCAUAGGCUCGGGACUCCAAUUGAGCGUGGACUCCGACAGCGAGGGAUAUUCUUAUCCGGUACCGGAGAAGAAAUUCUUUUAA
Molecule: messenger RNA, 1167 nt
Organism: Temnothorax curvispinosus
Lineage: Eukaryota; Metazoa; Arthropoda; Insecta; Hymenoptera; Formicidae
Product: tetra-peptide repeat homeobox protein 1-like
Exons: 2
Coding region: 1-1167 (388 amino acids)
Source: RefSeq, a predicted model, not a curated record